Lobosporangium transversale is the source of this 1621-nucleotide messenger RNA. RefSeq names its product putative poly(A)-binding protein-dependent poly(A) ribonuclease. Gene Ontology annotation, cellular component: P-body; PAN complex. The transcript has 4 exons. Gene Ontology annotation, molecular function: poly(A) binding; ATP binding; protein kinase activity. Lineage: Eukaryota; Fungi; Mortierellomycota; Mortierellomycetes; Mortierellales; Mortierellaceae. The coding region runs from base 174 to 1610 and encodes 478 amino acids. The record is from RefSeq and is a predicted model, not a curated record. Gene Ontology annotation, biological process: mRNA processing; nuclear-transcribed mRNA poly(A) tail shortening; protein phosphorylation.
CCAUCCUUAUACAACACAAAAUAAUCUUAUGACCAAUAUCAAUAAUCUCUCUGGCAACUUUUCGCAAUUUACUAUUAAUGAUGUGAGUGCCAUUAUUCUUAUCGCUGGAUCAGAUGGAGGGAGCGAUAGGCAAUUUGGACUCAAAGGACGUUUCAACCAACAUUGUUUGAUAGAUGUCCAUUCCUGGAGCAGUACCCGGGAACUACUAUGCUGAAGGUUCCAUGAACAACUAUUAUUUUCAAGGAGGUGGAACUAUGGUCCAGCAACCUCUUCAAUAUCAUUUAUAUAAUACACCGCUACCUCACGUGUCCAACUUGUCACCACAUCAAAAAACAAUCCAUGGAUUCUUCAUUUCAGAUAGUCUUCGUGAAGAGCUGCAUCGUAAAAACGAAAUGAUUCUACAAACCGUCAACGCUCAGGAGUAUGGGCUACCAGAGGAACUGCAUGAAUACCAUUCUUUGUAUCCACUGGAUCUUACACAAGAAAAGUCGACUGAAGUCUUUGGAUAUCAGUCGAGUGUAUACAAGUGCAUGUGCAGCGUUGAUGGACGGACCUAUGCUCUCCGUCGGAUCGAGGGCUUUAGACUAACGAAUGAGCAGGCAAUGCAGACCAUCGAUGGCUGGCGUAGGAUAAAACACGCCAAUAUUGUUUCGAUCAAGGAAGCAUUUACCAGCAAAGCCUUUGGCGAUCAUUCACUUAUUUUUGUUUACGACUACCAUCCUUGCUCCAAAACAUUGUACGACGUUCAUUUCGGGCCCCAGGCCCAGUUGGCUUCCCAAGUUGUUGUUGGAGUGCCCAAGACCUCGGACCAUAUCAUUCACGAAAGAAUCCUUUGGUCCUAUCUGAUUCAGCUCACCUCUGCACUCAAAAAAAUUCACUCUGUUGGUCUAGCUGCACGUCUAAUCGAUCCUACAAAGAUUUUGGUAACGGGCAAGAACAGGAUUCGACUGAAUUGCUGUGGAGUCAUGGACAUGUUAACAUUUGAUUCAGCCCCCAACGUUGCUCAUUUGCAACAGGAUGAUAUCUUAAACUUGGGUCAACUCAUGAUGACAUUGGCUUGCAAAUCCCUCACAGCCACGCACAACAUUUCAAAAUCAGUCGAAUACAUUACUCAGCACUACUCACAAGAUCUGAAGAACAUGAUAUUAUAUUUGAUGAGCCAGCCUGUACCGAUGAAGACUGUAGAUCAGAUCAUCACCAUGCUCGGACCGCGUGUUUUGCAGGAAAUCAAUGAUGUACAGAAUGCCAAUGAUAUUCUGGAAAGUGAUUUAGGACGAGAACUUGAGAACGGACGACUGGUUAGACUUCUCAUGAAGUUUGGCUUCAUCAACGAGAGACCAGAGUUUGAUAUGGAUCCUGCAUGGUCAGAGACUGGAGAUCGAUAUAUUAUCAAACUUUUCAGAGACUAUGUGUUCCAUCAGGUUGAUGAGGCUGGCUUGCCCGUACUAGACGUCGCUCACGUCCUGACAUGUCUCAACAAGCUGGAUGCCGGUGUAGAUGAAAAGAUUGUGUUGAUGUCAAGGGAUGAACUAUCUUGCCUGAUUGUCAGCUAUCGCGAGAUCAAGGCAUGUAUCGAGUCAGCAUUCCGUGACCUCUCAAAGUCUAAAUGAGCUCAUACCUA